Molecule: messenger RNA, 1469 nt
Organism: Linum trigynum
Lineage: Eukaryota; Viridiplantae; Streptophyta; Magnoliopsida; Malpighiales; Linaceae
Source: the annotation of a GenBank genome assembly
CUAUUCGGGUUAUGAAAAUGAUUUGUAGGUUCUAGGGCUCUUUUUUAUAAGUUAAGUUAAGCCGAUCGACGAAAACAUUCUUCCUUUCCUCCAAGUUUCACUUGUUUCAGCAAGAGAAUGUUUAAAGCUGUCAGAGGAUCAGGAAGUAGAGGAGAAGACAGAAUCUCCCAACUUGCUGAAGAAAUCAUUCACUCCAUCCUCAAUCGCCUGAAAUCUCCAGAGGAAGCUGCUAAGACCAGCGUGCUGUCGAGAAGAUGGCUCCAACUGUGGCGACGCUACCCUUUCUUCGAGUUCCCGCUCUCAAAAUCAAGCACCAAGUUCCGCAGCUUCGUCGCCUCCAGUUCCAGGAAACUGCUGGCUUCGUCGUCCUCGACUCCUGACUCGGAUCACAGUUGGUGUGCAGCGAUUCAGGAUUUCAGAAUCUCGGUUCAGGAUGAUGGUUUUGAGAAGGAGGAUCUCGACCGGUUGCUCUCGUUAAUCGCAGAUCACGCCGAUGGAUUAUUAUUAUUAUCUCCAGUUAAGUUUGUGCUCCGUGUCGACCCAUGGAGAACUCGUCCCUCCUAUAGUUUGCUGCGCGUUCCGAAUUGGAGCCGCACAAAAUCCAUCACUCUCAGUGGCUGCGAUCUCGGCAAUCACGAUAAUUGCAGUAACGGUUUGGCUUCUCUGGGCAACCUUGAGAGCCUCCGCCUGGAAGUUGUCCAUUUCAGCGAACGACUUCUCCAUGGUUUUCUGGAUAAUGCUCCUCGCCUCGUGAAGUUAAAAUUGUGGGGAGUUUAUUGGAUUGACAGGCUGGAGGUGGUCUCUUCUCCUCGGCUCCGAUCAUUGGGAUUGAGUUACAUCUAUAGAAGCAAAAACCGCUCCGAGAGAAUGCGCAGGCUAAGGAUUUCGUCUCCAGAGCUCAAGAUGUUGUCGAUGGCGUGUGGGACGUUGGAGGAGCUUGAGAUUGAUGCUCCUGAUCUGGUUAGUCUCUCUUGGGCCGUUAAUUCUUGUGGCCCCGUCACCAAGGUUAAUAUCGUCAAUUUGGCAUCUAGUUGCCGGUCCACAAUUCGUGUGGUUUCGCCGUCGCUGAGUGAAUUUUCACCACAGUGGUUGAGGAUGUCCCUCUCCACCGCAUUCAGUCAAUUCCACCGUCUGGACUUGGUUCUCGGUUUCUCUAUAUACUUAGCACGACGACAAUAGGUAACGUACUAUUAACUCCAUCUUCAAUCCCAAAAACUACAUAUCUGUCUCCCUUUAUCCAUAAACCAUACAAUAAUAAGUUUUCCCAUUUCUUCUCUUUGAUAAAAAAAAACUCUAGGAGUGGUUUGAUUUAAGCCAAGCAGAAUAUGGUUCCGCACCACGAGCGAUUGAUCAAGUGGAAUUUGAGGCAAAGUGGUCGUACAUUCCUAACAAUGAUGUAGCUGCGCGGUUUUUGGAGAUUUUCUUUUCAAUAUGUCAUCCUGAAUUCAUGUCGAUCAAUGUUUGUCACU